UCUGGCCUUCUAACCAUCACCCCGCCUCCCAAUCCGGAACCAUUCUCUCUCCGCUGUGCAAUGGGAACAGACUUCCCCCGAAAUACUUCCGGUACUCAGCUGGGCUGGAGGAACAGUUAUAAACUCUGAUCCUGAUGGAUUAGCAGCCAGGCCUGUGGAAUAUGGAUAAGAAAGGUUCAAUUUCCUGGAAAAAAAUGACAGCAAAAGGACAGAAGCAGGGUUCGAAGAGCAAAGAGGAUGCACCUCAUGAGUUAGAGAGUCAGUACAUUCUGAGGCUGCCAUCGGAACAUGCAGCCACCGUGCGGAGAGCUGUGCAGUCUGGAAAUGUCAACCUCCGGGACCGAUUGACCAUCGAGUUGCAUCCGGAUGGUCGGCAUGGCAUUGUGCGAGUGGACAAGCAACCUUUGGCUGCGAAGUUGGUUGAUCUGCCGUGUAUCAUCGAAUCCCUCAAGACCAUUGAUAAAAAGACAUUCUAUAAAACCGCUGAUCUGUGUCAGAUGCUGGUGUGCACCACUGAUGGGGAGCUGUACCCCCCACAGGAGGAGCCUGUGCCAGUUGAUCCCAAAAACAAAAAGAAGGACAAGGACAAGGAGAAGAAAUUCCUAUGGAAUCACAGCAUCACUUGCCCCUUGAAAAAUGUCCGUAAGAGGCGAUUUAGGAAAACUGCAAAGAAGAAGUACAUUGAGUCUCCAGAUGUGGAAAAGGAAGUAAAGAGGUUGUUGAGCACAGAUGCUGAGGCCGUCAGUGUCCGGUGGGAGGUUAUAGCGGAGGAUGAAACAAAGGAAGUAGAAAACCAGGGCUCCCUGCCAAACCUUGACAGCUCAUCUCCCGGAUCAUCUGGACACAAGCAAGGCCACACUUCAGCAGUGGAGAGAGAUGAGCUACGGGAGAUCUUCAAUGACAUCAGCAGUAGCAGCGAGGAGGAUGAGGAUGAAGGCGAUCGCCACGACGAUGAGAAUCUGAACAUCAUGGACUCGGAAGAUGACCUGGCCAGGCGAUUGCAGCAGAAGCUCGAUGAGUCUGAUGGACAGAUGCAACCAAAGCAGGAAUCAAACCAAAUGGUGGUGGAGUUCCAAUACGAGAUUGAGAAACUGAGAGAGACCUUGCGGCUGACCCAGGAGAAGAGGAAACGACAGGAGGACCUGAUUAUGAAGGUGGAAAACUUGGCAUUGAAGAAUCGCCUGCAGGCUGUGGUUGAUGAGAUCAAGCAACAGGAGGAGAAGGAGAAACUGCAGUUGGCUUCUUUACAGGCAAAGCUCGACAACAUGCUGAAUAAAUGAACGACUGUUGACAGAAUCUUUUAACAGGGACAGACCCACAGUGCGUGGCGUGCUAACAACCUGUUUAACCUGACACCAUCAGCAACCAGCAUCAACAUUGCAAUAUGUAUGUGAUUUGUACAUAAACUCAAUAAACCUCAAUAAAUGUGUUCUUA
This is a messenger RNA of Carcharodon carcharias (great white shark), 1435 nucleotides long. RefSeq names its product TAF7 RNA polymerase II, TATA box binding protein (TBP)-associated factor (gene taf7). The coding region runs from base 162 to 1280 and encodes 372 amino acids. The record is from RefSeq and is a predicted model, not a curated record. Gene Ontology annotation, molecular function: RNA polymerase II general transcription initiation factor activity. Lineage: Eukaryota; Metazoa; Chordata; Chondrichthyes; Lamniformes; Lamnidae. Gene Ontology annotation, biological process: transcription initiation at RNA polymerase II promoter; RNA polymerase II preinitiation complex assembly. Gene Ontology annotation, cellular component: transcription factor TFIID complex. The transcript is spliced from 13 exons.